CUCACAUGAAACUGAUAUCGGAACACCGUGUGGCUAUGUUUGGACACGUCAGCUGAAGUCGCCGGACACAUUUCUGAGGUGCACGCAGAGUACUUCCUGGCUCCUCUGUGUUGAUGUCCCCCGAUGUAACCUGUGUUAAUCCUAACGAUUUAAACGGGGCCCAGCCGGUUUAAAGCCCACAGCUCCAACAUGGAGCCUUUAGAUUUGACUACCCAUAAGAACGGGCGGCAGAGGAAGCUGGCAGGUUCCAGCCUUCUACCUGGACACAUGCGAGAGCGGGACAUGGGAGAGGCAACUUCUUCCGAGCCAGAGGAGGAAACGGAGGGUCUCAUCAGAGGGUCGGACUCUGAGGACAGGGGCCGCUGCAGAGUUCGUCCUGGGAUCCAUGGCGAGCUGGGGAACGUGUCGCUCCUUCUGUUCCUCUACGUUAUGCAGGGGAUUCCUCUGGGACUCGCUGGCAGCAUCCCUCUGAUCUUACAGAGCAAGAACGUCAGUUACAAAGACCAAGCCUUCUUCAGCUUCGUCUUCUGGCCAUUUAGUCUGAAACUUUUUUGGGCACCACUGGUUGACGCCCUCUACUUCAGCAGGUUUGGUCGGAGAAAGUCGUGGCUGGUGCCCACACAGUACCUGCUGGGCCUUUUCAUGCUUUACCUUUCUUUGACGGUGAAUGCGCUGCUGCAGAACGAGAGAGGACCGGACAUCGUCACACUCACUGCGGUUUUCUUCAUGCUUGCCUUCUUAGCAGCCACACAGGACAUAGCGGUGGAUGGCUGGGCCCUGACCAUGCUAUCCAGAGAGAAUGUGGGCUAUGCAUCCACAUGCAACUCAGUGGGUCAGACCGCUGGCUACUUCCUGGGAAAUGUGCUCUUUCUGGCUCUGGAGUCUGCUGACUUUUGCAACAAAUACCUCAGAACCGUACCCAAAGACUCCGGUAUCGUCACCCUGCCAGACUUCCUGUUCUUUUGGGGAAUGGCGUUCUUGGUCUCCACCACCCUGGUAGCCAUCUUUAAAAGGGAAAAUGAACACGGCCAUGGAAGGCGGAGAGUUCCUGAAGAGAUACAGGGCGUCACGGAAACCUACAAGUUGCUGUUCUCUAUUGUCAAGAUGCCCACAGUCUUCACGUUUUGUGCCUUGCUUCUCACGGCAAAAAUUGGUUUCUCUGCAGCAGAUGCAGUCACCGGUCUGAAGCUGGUGGAGGCCGGAGUUCCGAAGGAGCAGCUGGCGUUGCUGGCAGUGCCCAUGGUGCCCCUGCAGAUCCUUCUGCCAGUGUUCAUCAGCAAAUACACAGCUGGGCCCCGACCCCUGGACGUUUUCUAUAAGGCAUUCCCUUUCAGGCUGCUCAUAGGGCUGGAGUAUGCUCUCCUGGUAUGGUGGACUCCCAGCGUAAAACAAGAUGGAGGAUUCCCAGUUUACUACUAUGCCAUCGUGCUGCUGAGCUACGCGCUGCAUCAGGUGGCCCUGUACAGCAUGUACGUGGCCUGCAUGGCCUUCCAUGCCAAAGUGAGUGACCCCCUCAUAGGCGGGACCUACAUGACCCUGCUCAACACGGUCACUAACCUCGGGGGGAACUGGCCGUCCACUGUGGCCCUGUGGAUGGUUGAUCCCCUGACCUCCAAGGAAUGCCAGGGGGCCUCCGGACAGAGCUGUGGCUCUCCAGCUGAAGCAGGGCUGUGCACAAAGGAAGGCGGCGUUUGUGUGACCACCAUGGACGGCUACUUCGUGGAGUCGCUGGUGUGCGUGGUGAUCGGCCUGGUCUGGUGGCUGUGGCUGGGGAAUAAAAUGCGGCGGCUGCAGGAGCAGAGCCCCGCAGCAUGGAGGUGCAGAGGGAAUCAGUAACACUCAACCACAUCACCGCAAACCGCACCACUGACGGUAGAACCGGCAUAUCCCGCUCCAAACGUGGGUAACUGUCAGACUUCCAUCAGGAUUCUGCUCUACUUUCUCCGGUCAUGCUUUAGCUGCUCAACUCGGAAAACAUUCACCCUCAUACAAGUCACUUUACAGUGCAAAGCCCAUGACGAAAUUCAUCUCUGUUCCCUGAAGGAGACAAAAAGUUCUUGCUGUUAACCUAUAAGGUGUCCUACUGAAAACUGCAACUGGUCAAAUUAGCAAGAAGUUUAUGAUGUGUAUAUAUAUAUUUUGAACGAAAAUAGAUUAUUUAUUAUUUUUCUUCUUUAAAAAAAUAAAACACAUUUAAACCCUCAAAAUAGGAUUCUAAGAAAAUCUCAUAAAGUGGUAAACUCAGCACUUAAAUCUCUGAUUUAGCUCCAUUCAACCCACAAAAAAGAAGUACUUUGUUGAGAAGGAUACAGAACAUAUGAUGCACAAAUCCAGUCUGUGCACACGGGGAUGUGGGACCUCAUGCAGUAUAUCUGCCAAGGUUUUCCUUUUUUUAUGAUAAUUUAAACAAGUUUGUCUCCACUAAGGUAAUCUGUGCCUUUGUUCAGUCUUUUCACAUCUAUAGAAGAAUCAAACAACAUAUUCCAGGCUGUAGUUUCAUAAGGCAAAAGCCCACUAUGUUCUCUGUAGAUUUUGAAACCACCUGGCAGCUUUCAUCCCAAAGUUUUGUUGUUUUUUUUCUUCUGAGUUUGAAGUAUGCAUUCCUGAUGAAGAAUUGAAUUUGCAUUUGGAUUAUGCAAAACCAGUCAUCACGUUUUAUCUAGAGCAAUCUUUUCUUUUUCGUACCUUACAUUAAGUACGUUUGUCUGCCUUCAUAGGACCGAUGGGACAUUUUGGACAGUCUUUGAAUUCAAGACAUUAUUAAGACGUUAUAAAUGAGACGGUUUCUGUUUCAUUUUAUUUAUAUCUUUCUGCCGGUCCACUUUGCAUAGCUGAACUUAAAGCUGGUCAGCAUUUUCCGCUUAUCAUUACAUGUAUUGUACAUUUAUUCCUAUACCAACACAUAGUUAAAGGACAAACAACACAGCACCCAUGUAGUCUUAGCUCCAGCUUAAUGACUGCAGUAACUUGGUAGUUCCAGGAGUAACUAUGUAAAUUUAUUCUGGACCUUUUGCGGGCUCUUUAUAAGUACAGCACAUGCAGACGGUGGAUUUGGGGUUUCACCUCUUGCUUGUGAUAAAAUAAAUGGAAUAAACUGUAUACAUUUUUUUUGGCCGGUUCUGAUUCCCGGUCCCAGACCAGCAGCCUUGGAGAUAUUUGAUGAGCAAAGGCUGUGAUUUCGUACUGUACAUACAACUAAAUGUAUUUUUUCUCAAAAUGAAACCGCUCUGGGGGGAGUGUCACAACUUCUUUGGAAAAUAUCUCAUCCUGAUCACAGGUGCCUGCUUUGUGAACCACAGGGACAAAGCUCAAACACCUCGGCUUACUGCUGCAUUACAUGUGUUUUGGGCUCUUCUGAGAAGCACACGGUUCCCCUCAGACUGUGCAUCAUGUUCAGCCCACAGCCUGUUUUUAUGUUUGUGUGUGGCAGUUUUUUAACUGCCAACUUCCUCCAAAGACUUUCUCUUUCAAGCAGCCACAGAGCGCAGGGUUAGUUGAUCGGGUAUUCUUUGACAGAAUAGCAGCAGCAUCGUGUUCUGUAUCGCUUUUAGGCUGAGGUUUGAGCCCAUUCCCUGUAGUCUGCUUAACUGGCCUUUAGGUGGUGAUAAAUGGGUCUGGGCUAAUGGGUCCCAUUAGCCCAGAUUCUCCUGUUUUGCUUCUGUUGUAUUUUCCUGUUUUAUUUUUCUUCAAAUUUUGAAUCACUGCUUUUAAUUUAAUUUGCACAUCUUUGUUUACAAUGACCCCAUUACAUCAAUUAAGGAAGAGUCCAGUGUGAUUCUAAUGGAACAUUGAGAUCUGAAA
Molecule: messenger RNA, 3801 nt
Organism: Menidia menidia (Atlantic silverside)
Lineage: Eukaryota; Metazoa; Chordata; Actinopteri; Atheriniformes; Atherinopsidae
Source: the annotation of a GenBank genome assembly